Molecule: messenger RNA, 1596 nt
Organism: Cyphellophora attinorum
Lineage: Eukaryota; Fungi; Ascomycota; Eurotiomycetes; Chaetothyriales; Cyphellophoraceae
Exons: 4
Coding region: 1-1596 (531 amino acids)
Biological process (GO): transmembrane transport
Cellular component (GO): membrane
Molecular function (GO): transmembrane transporter activity
Source: RefSeq, a predicted model, not a curated record
AUGGCAUCCGACCCCCGCCGGGGGCGCAUGAUCUCGGUCAUUGCCGCAACAAUCACCUCGCUGGCCUGCGGAACGAAUUAUGUCUACUCCGCCUGGGCACCGCAGUUCGCCCAGCAGCUUCGGCUGUCGUCGACAGAGAGCAAUCUGAUUGGCACAUUCGGAAAUCUGGGCAUGUAUGCCAGCGGGAUCCCCCUCGGCAUGAUGGUUGACGCAAAGACGCCUCGCUGGGGCGUCGUCUUGGGCAUUAUUUUCUUUCUUGCUGGAUAUGCGCCCAUCGCAAAAGCAUACGAAGCCGGUCCUGGAGCGUACAACAUCUGGAUCCUGUGCCUCUUCUCCUUCUUCACCGGCUGCGGCAGCUGCUCCGCCUUCACUGCCUCGAUCAAAGUCGCCGCCCUCAACUAUCCCGACGCGAGAGGCACCGCAACCGCCUUCCCGCUCGCAGCAUUCGGCCUCUCUGCGCUCUUCUUUGCAGCCGUUAGUCUCGCGCUGCCUCACGACACCUACAGCUUCCUCAUCCUCCUCGCUACUGGCACUGUCGCCCUACCCAUCAUUUCACUGCCUUUCCUGAACACCCACGCUGAAACACACGAAUAUUCUGCCAUACCUGGCGCAGACAACACCCGUCGAGGGCGGCGGAAGUCACCAGCCGAUGAGAGCUCAGCCCUCAACUCACCUUCCCGCACUACAAGUCCUCCACCCUACAACGUCGACUCUCCCGAUUCCCCGUUCCUGCACACCGACACAUCGCGAGAACGCGAGCACGAUCACGCUACCAGCCUCGAUCUCGACCGCAGCCAAAUCCUCGACGACACCUCAUCAUCACCCACCCAGCAGCUCGACAUCCGCGGCUGGCAACUCGUCCACCUCCGCCGCUUCUGGCUGAUCUUCUCCCUCCUCGGCCUCCUCACCGGCAUUGGCCUCAUGACGAUCAACAACAUCGGCAACGUGACCCUCGCCCUCUUCCUCUCCGAUCCCUCCCCACCAUCCCACGCCUUCAUCACCCGCACGCAAUCAAUGCACGUCUCGAUCCUCUCCUUCUUUUCCUUCUGCGGUCGCCUUACCUCCGGCAUCGGCUCCGACUUCCUCCUCCGCGUCUUCGGGCCACGAAAGGGAACGCGGUUUUGGAUGUUGGUUUGCAGCUCCGCUUUGUUCAUCGCGGCGCAGUAUAUCUCCAUCAAGCUCACCAACCCACAUCUAUUGAUCCUGAUCUCCAGCAUAACGGGCUUGGGCUAUGGAAUGUUGUUCGGCGUGUACCCGUCCAUCGUGGCGCAUAACUUUGGUGUGGCUGGAUUGUCACAGAAUUGGGGCACGAUGACGCUCGCGCCGGUCGUGUCUGGGAAUGUGUUCAAUAUCCUAUACGGACGGAUCUACGAUAGUCACAGUGUAGUGGACAAGGAUAGUGGAGAUCGGGAGUGUAGGCUGGGUAGGGAGUGCUAUGAGAGCGCGUACAUGGUCACAUUCGUCGCGGCCAUCGCGGCGUUGGGGUUGAGUGGUUAUGCGGUAUGGCGGGAUUGGAAAGGUGGCAGUGGUGUGGAUGAGGACGAAGAGAUAGAGGGGCAGAGCCAUGAAGAGGGGACGAGGGCGCAUUCUGCUUGA